CUACGAUGUCUGGCCAAUGUUAGUGUGCUGGAGGCGGGGAUAGCACCAUGUGCAAAGUGAUAAUAUAAUCCUUAGAAGAAAACUUUGCUUCCUAUGGAAACGUCAGCGCGGCUCAAAAAUGGUAUCCAGCAGCAGACUGCCGAGCCCCUGGACCGUGUCCUAUGGACAGACCUUCUUAGUUUUAGGCAGCUUAUUAAUUUGCUUUCUUUUGUUCUUAUUCAUCCGUCAGCUCGUAAAGCAGAGGAGACCGCGGGGCUUUCCCCCCGGACCUACAUCUCUGCCUAUUAUUGGGAAUAUAUGGUCUCUUGCCUCGGAACCGCACGUAUAUAUGAAGAAGCAGAGUGAAAUCCACGGACCGAUCUUCAGUCUUGACCUUGGCGGUAUCUCUACCGUGGUGCUGAAUGGGUACGACGCUAUCAAAGAGUGCCUUGUGCACCAAGGAGACGUCUUCGCAGACCGACCCUCACUGCCAUUGUUCCAGAAGAUGACCAAGAUGGGAGGGCUUCUGAACAGCAGGUAUGGACGAGGAUGGAUCGAACAUCGCAAGCUUGCUGUCAACAGCUUCCGUUACUUUGGCACGGGCCAAAAAACGUUCGAGAACAAGAUCUCCGAAGAGUGCAUGUUUUUCGUGGACGCCAUCGACGAGCACAAGGGGAAGCCCUUCAACCCCAAACACCUGGUGACCAACGCAGUGUCCAACAUCACCAACCUCAUCGUCUUCGGGGAGCGCUUCACCUACGAUGACACGGACUUCCAGCACAUGAUCGAGAUAUUCAGCGAGAACGUGGAACUGGCCGCCAGCGGCUGGGCCUUCCUCUACAAUGCCUUCCCCUGGAUCGAGAUCCUGCCAUUCGGCAAGCACCAGAGACUGUUCCGGAACGCGGUCGAAGUGUACGACUUCCUGCUGAAGCUCAUCCAGCGCUUCUCGCAGGGUCGCACGCAGCAGUCGCCGCGGCAUUACAUCGACGCCUACCACGAUGAGAUGGAGCAGAGCACAGGGGACCUGGGUGCUUCCUACUCCCUGGAGAACAUGAUCUUCUCUGUGGGCGAGCUUAUCAUUGCGGGCACAGAGACCACGACGAACGCCAUUCGCUGGGCCAUGCUCUACAUGACGCUCUACCCCAGCGUGCAGGACAAAGUGCAGAGGGAGAUCGACAUGGUGGUGGGGAACUGCAGGCCGCCUUGCUUGGAGGACAAGCUGAGGAUGCCGUACGUGGAGGCCGUGCUGCACGAGGUGCUGCGCUUCUGCAAUGUGGUGCCCCUGGGCAUCUUCCGGGCCACCUCAGAGAACGCGCUGGUGAGGGGCUACACCAUCCCACGGGGCACCACUGUGAUCACCAAUCUCUACUCUGUACACUUUGAUGAGAAGCACUGGAGCAACCCGGAUAUCUUCUCGCCAGAGCGCUUCCUGGACAGCCAGGGCAAUUUCGUGCGGCGAGAGGCAUUCCUGCCGUUCUCACUGGGAAGGAGACACUGCUUGGGCGAGCAGCUGGCCAGAAUGGAGCUGUUCCUCUUCUUCACCACCUUGCUGCAGAGAUUUUGCCUGCAGUUUCCAGCAGGCUUUGCUCCCAGCCUCACGCCCAAACUGGGCAUGACCUUACAGCCUCUGCCCUACAACAUCUGUGCAGUCCGGAGGCAGCAGUGAGCAGAGACCCAUGGCCACACUGACCUGCCUGCCAGUGAGGCUGGACUCUGGGCUUGUGAGCUCAGACAGCAUUUGAAUACAUCCCUCGAAACGCAGUGCUGGUUCCCGGUAGAAAUUCUCCGGGAAAAUCCCAUCAGCUCUGUAGAAAGCCACAGAAAACUCAAGGCCAUGCAACUGCGAACAGUAAGCAUGCAUGGUGAAGAGCAGUGUGUAUGUGUACCCUCUCUGUCCUCUCCACACCACAAAGUAUAUAACCCUAGAAAUGCAGUGACACACACCUGUUCACACAGGCAGGAGUCAGAGGAGAGUCCAUCAGCGCAGGGUCCACCUCCCUCUGUGUCUCUGGACCGAGUAGCUGUCCGCGCUGAUAAACUGGAACACUCAGUCCUGCUGCGUCAGGUGCACAUCUGCUUUUCCCGGAACUUUCUACAUUCCCGCGCCCUGCGUGUUGUGCAAGUUGCCCCCUCCCCUUUGGCUCACCCUGGUGGGCUCUGUGUACACAGGGAUCCUGUUCCUAGGACUUUGCCAUGGGACCGCGAGUAACCAGAAAGCGGGUACAUUUCAAUACCUGCGAUUCUGGCCGGGCAGGGUUAGUAUCACGUAGCUACUGAUAUGUGUUUCAAAGUUGGCUGCGUAUAUUAAAACAAACAACACACACUGAGGUAAGAAAUUAAGGAUUACAGUAGUAAUUCCAGCAAAAAUGAUACAAAUAGAAAUAUCUGGUAGUUAUCUUGAUUUUCCCAACCCACUCUGCCAUUUGUCUCUAUCACAAGUAAAAACCCUUGCACUGUAAAAUUUUGAUAUAAUAUUAAAUUAUAUUUGCCUUUAUUAAUAAAUAUAAAUUUCUCCAAA
Molecule: messenger RNA, 2497 nt
Organism: Brienomyrus brachyistius
Lineage: Eukaryota; Metazoa; Chordata; Actinopteri; Osteoglossiformes; Mormyridae
Gene: cyp2r1
Product: vitamin D 25-hydroxylase
Exons: 5
Coding region: 119-1645 (508 amino acids)
Biological process (GO): xenobiotic metabolic process
Cellular component (GO): cytoplasm; intracellular membrane-bounded organelle
Molecular function (GO): iron ion binding; heme binding; oxidoreductase activity, acting on paired donors, with incorporation or reduction of molecular oxygen, reduced flavin or flavoprotein as one donor, and incorporation of one atom of oxygen
Source: RefSeq, a predicted model, not a curated record